UAAAGUCAUAGGUACUCCAGGUUGAGUUUAGUUGCCGUUCUUAACGUGUAAUUGUCAUGAGGGUAUCAGGCAGGUUGUUCUUAUGUGGUAUUGGUGGUCUACUUGUUAUGAGUAGUUUUUUAUUUAUUGCUCAUGGGAAUGUUCACUCUGAAGCGGAUAAAAGCGAUGAUGAGGCUUCCAGCUAUGGUAAUACACCAGCGAUAAAUAAGGAACACAUUCAAGAUUUCUGUCCAGUGGGUCAGUCUUCAGAAGGGAAGGAAUGCUUUGACAAAGUGAACAUCAGGCAACAGAAGACUGAAGAGCACAGCCAACAACAGCCAACAUGCAUUCCUGUGUUCAAGCGCUUCCUCGCAAAACUUCUAAGGGAAAUUGAGAAACUUGGCCUGCCCACUUCUGUGACGGCUGAAAAGCACUACGAUGCAGAGGUGAAACUUUCCAGGCAAAUGGUGUCAGAAAUCAGGAAGAUUGUGAAUGACGAGAGCAGCUGGAAGACUGGGGCUCUGGAUGAUGCUCUCAGUCAAAUACUUAUCAAUAUUAAACUGCAUGACUAUGAGGCCUCGAAGGGGCUCUUUGAAGGCACAUUCGGUGUCGAAUUUGGCACUGUUAUUACGGUCUCUGGAAUGGCCAUGUUAUUUGUUCUCAUAAUCUGCACUGAGAUGUGGUCUGUCGUUUCCUGGUUUGUGCAGUUUAGGGGAGUGUUUGCUGUCUGCUUCGUAAUCAGUCUAGCGUGGAACUGGGUCUGUCUCUACAAGAUUGCCUUUGCCGAUCACCAAGCCGAUAUGGUGAAGAUGGAGCCUGUCAGUAAGAAAUGUACUGGCGUGAACAAAAUUGACUGGAUAGAUAAUCUCAAAGAGUGGUAUCGGACCACAUGGACUCUACAGGAUGAUCCUUGUAAGAAAUACUACCAGCUCCUGAUUGUGAAUCCAAUCCUGCUAGUGCCUCCAACCAAGGCCAUCACCAUGACCAUUGUCAGCUUUAUUACAGACCCUCUGAAGCAACUGGGACAAGGCAUUAGCGAGUUUUUCAGGGCCUUACUAAAAGACCUGCCCGUCACACUGCAGUUGCCUGUGUUUAUUUCUUUUGUGCUCUUUAUCCUGGUAUUUUUUUACAGCACGGGUCAAGCAGCUAUACACUAUGCAGUUCUUGGGCCUCUUCAAGGCAGACGUCAGGAUCCUCCACCUGGCAUCGCACAGCAGCCUGCUGCUCCUCAGUUACAGGAGCCAGAGGAACACAGAGAAGAAGAACAGGACCUGUUAGUAAGAGGAAAUGCGAACCGCGCUGCACAGCCCAGACACUAAAAGUACACUAAAGAUACUUACAAAAUUAGGUAAAUAUGUUGUUGUU
Molecule: messenger RNA, 1344 nt
Organism: Clarias gariepinus (North African catfish)
Lineage: Eukaryota; Metazoa; Chordata; Actinopteri; Siluriformes; Clariidae
Product: chloride channel CLIC-like protein 1
Exons: 9
Coding region: 57-1298 (413 amino acids)
Cellular component (GO): membrane; endoplasmic reticulum
Molecular function (GO): chloride channel activity
Source: RefSeq, a predicted model, not a curated record